UGCUGACAUGUUUAAAGGCUGCUCUUUUCUGUCCUCAGUUAAUUCGCCAAGCAUCAGGCAUCACAACAGCAAAGAUGGCUUUUGGUCCUCACUUGUUGUUGCUCUUGUGUGGUAUCAGUGGACUGUUGACUGGAACUUGGGCUUUUGCUUUAAAGACAGAUCAGUAUUGCCCUCCACGCUGGACUCAGUUGGACAACCGCUGUAUAAUCUUUCAAAAUGAGAAAUUAACUUUUGCUCUUGCUGAGACUGUUUGCAACAUUCUUGGUGGAAACCUGGUUUCAAUCCACAAUAAUCUGGAAAAUGAAGUAGUUCGCCACCUGAUUCUGGCAGGGGCUGGAUCUUUUAGGCGUUCUUGGAUUGGACUCCAUGACCGGGUCAAGGAUGGAGAAUUUUUAUGGACAGAUGGCUCACCCUUUGAUUUCAAUGACUGGGCGAAUAACCGGCCAAGAAUGAAUACAAAUCAAGACUGUACAGUGAUAAACUUUCAAGAGGCACCCUGGAAUGAUAUUGAGUGUGCUAAUCAAAGAUCCUUUGUUUGUGCCAAAGAUUUGAAACACUAGUAACAGAAUCAGACUCAAGUUGUUUUUAUUGCAGUGUGUUUUCCAAU
Phyllopteryx taeniolatus (common seadragon) is the source of this 607-nucleotide messenger RNA. RefSeq names its product galactose-specific lectin nattectin-like. The transcript is spliced from 7 exons. NCBI's taxonomy places the organism in Eukaryota, Metazoa, Chordata, Actinopteri, Syngnathiformes, Syngnathidae. The coding region runs from base 75 to 560 and encodes 161 amino acids. The record is from RefSeq and is a predicted model, not a curated record.